AUGGCUGCACCAGAUGGUGAUGAGAGUGAGCUAUUGAAAGUUGAGGAUGGUUACAAAGCUCCAGAGAAAAAGACUAUUAAUGAAAUAGUAAAUAUGGAUGCUGAGGAUGAAAGCCUUAGACGGUAUAAAGAGAAUCUCCUUGUUCCCGAUGAUCCUCGCAUAUUUAUUCUGAAAAGUAUACGAAUUUGUAUUAAGAACGGGCCUACACAUGAGAUUAAUAUUGACCGUAAGUUGUUUUCUUUACUACAUUCCUAUAUCGCAUUUCCCCAAAUUAUUUGCGUUUUAGGUCUUGACAAUAUUCAAGCAAUUGAAAUGCCAGAAGGGGCUCAAUACCAUGUAGAAAUCGAUUUUUAUGUAAACCACGAAAUCGUUGCAGGGCUUCGCUAUGCUCAGAAAACAAGCAAGAGCGUCUUUAAAGCGGUCGACAAAGUUGUGCUGGGAAGUUACGGUCCCCGCGCAGAUUUUUACUCAUGGCGUUCGGGAGAUGAAGAAGUCCAGUCUGGAAUUAUGUUUCGCGGUUCCUACAAAGUCACCAGUGUUUUCACAGAUGAUGACAAACAUGAGCACCUAAAAUUCACAUGGGAGAUAAAGAUCGUCAAAGCAGACAAGUGA
This is a messenger RNA of Rodentolepis nana, 612 nucleotides long. The record is from the annotation of a GenBank genome assembly. NCBI's taxonomy places the organism in Eukaryota, Metazoa, Platyhelminthes, Cestoda, Cyclophyllidea, Hymenolepididae.